Oncorhynchus masou masou (cherry salmon) is the source of this 13263-nucleotide messenger RNA. RefSeq names its product toll-like receptor 13. Gene Ontology annotation, cellular component: plasma membrane. The coding region runs from base 5687 to 8596 and encodes 969 amino acids. NCBI's taxonomy places the organism in Eukaryota, Metazoa, Chordata, Actinopteri, Salmoniformes, Salmonidae. The record is from RefSeq and is a predicted model, not a curated record. The transcript has 2 exons. Gene Ontology annotation, biological process: toll-like receptor signaling pathway; immune response; inflammatory response. Gene Ontology annotation, molecular function: transmembrane signaling receptor activity; protein binding.
AAUAAGACUGUAACGUAACAAAACGUGGAAAAAGUCAAGGAGUCUGAAUUCCUUCCGAAUGCACUGUACAUACAGAAUAAUACGAAAUGCUCUGAGACCAGGUUUGCAACCGUUUAUGUUGGCUUUCCGCAUCUGCAGUGGAAGGUGGCUGAGCUUCAGCGAUGUUUGUCAGACCAUGAAACAUCCGAAACGGUUUGGCUUACAAACUAUUAUGACCCCUCUAUGGAAAGGGGAGACUCUCACGAACAAGGUGAUGUUCUCCGUUUUGUCACAGGUCUCAGCUGAAGGUAACCCAUACAAACGAAUUGAAGUAUGAAGGUAGUUUUCUGCUAACAAAAAUAAGGGGUUACAUUUAAAAUAUAUAUUUUAAAAAUUCAGCUUUCUUAUAUAUCCUAGAUAUCGGAGAGACCAGUGCUUAAUUUGUAAAUCGGGAGGUGCCGGAACAAAAAGUGAGCUCGAGAGUCAGGUGACCUGGGGAGUUCUCAGGUACCGGAACGACUGAAAAAAAUGAAUUACCUUCAUAAUAAAUCUUCGCAUGCUUAUCAUCACAUUUGCGUAGUGGCAUAGAGCAGUAGAAUUGAGGCACUUAUAGAAGUUGCACACAUGGAGAACAUUUUUAGUAGCCUGGGGUCCGGGAAAAUGGUGGUCUUUUAUAAAUGAAUUUCAGUAAUUUUAUGUCAUUUUGAAUCUUUUUUAGUACCGCAAAAAUUAUCGAAAUGACAGGCUACUUUGACACUGACAAACUGAGAAUCUGAGAUCAAUUAAAAACGACCUUGUCUUGAAUCCAUCAAUAUUCUAGGCCUAGUUGUGUGAAGACACAUAUUGUAGGCUACAAUAUGCGGGGCAAAUUAUAGUCCUAAAAAUGCUUCCAGUUUGACUGACUCACUCAGCUAACUCGAUGGUGAUGGCCGAUGCUUGUGCCAAAAUCCUCUCCCUCUCGCUCUCUUUUUUGUAAAAAUACUACUUCGAAGUUGAUCAAAUAUUUUGGUAGCCUACAGCAGAGUCUUCUCUUUUCAGCAGGAGUCAUUUGCCUUACAACCUGUAAUUUCGCUUGAUUGUACUUAAAAUAUUCAAAUAUUGCGAAAGGCCUGUUUAUUCAGAUCUGACAGAUUUGCCACUCGUUCCCGGAUGUAGGCUAUUCCUUGUUUAUUAGGUUACAAUCCACAGCUACUGAUCCUCUGUCACUAAAUUAUAAAUUAUUGUUAUUGUGUAGUGGGCUAUUCUGAAUGAUUUAAUCGAUUUCUGAACAGACAGCAGUAAUAAUAUAACUUUGGCAAAUGUAUUUAAAUGUAUCGAGGGUGCUGCAGUUCGUUCAGAAUCCUUCGUAUGGCUAUGCUUCUAUGAGGAAAUGAGGAAUGUGAGUUGCAGGCUCAUGUCUAUCAGAGUAGAGAGAGGGAGAGAGGUCAUAGAAAGUGAAACUCAUUCUAGUUAUGUGAGACGUACUGGCCGCUUCUCACAUAGCCAAGGCCACGCGUUGGUCUCAAACAUUGCUUACAAUGUUACGCAAACGAAUAACCCGGGCCGAACCAACCAAAAUCAACUCUUAGAAUAUUAGUCCCACCUUAAAAUGUACUUUUUCACGUUACUUUUCUUUCUGUGGGCCGGAUAAUUAACUAAAGGCUAAAUUAAGCACUGGGAGAGUCACAUCAAAAACCUUAUUCCGUAUGAUUUAUUUUUGGAAAGUCUUUUUAUUUUAUUUUUACAUUUAUAAGUAUGUUAUUCAAUGCGUUUCUAUGGGCUUUGGUAGUAAAGGGCAAAUUCAAUAUUUGAUCAAAUCAUUUUUUUAGAGGGUAGGAAAUGCUUAUAUUUGUAAAUUGAAUAAGCCAAUUCAUGAUCAUAUUUGCUUAUUUUUUCCUUGUCAUAGAUAUUCUUGAUUUUGUUACUAAAUUAAUGCAAUGAAAUCACACUUUUACAGUUUAUUUGUAUAUUUUGAUAUCUGUCAUACAAAAUGUUCAGCAUAAAAUGUGAUAAUAAAGAAUCAAUUGAAGCGUUCAAAGAACAUUGUUCGAGUGACUUGUGUAUUGUGUUGUUUGAGUUAACACUCUAAGUUAACACUCUAUGUAUUGACAGCAGGUUUGGAUAAUUUUCUAAUAAGACACCAUGUUGUACAGAUGUUCACAGUUGUUGUUCAUCGAACAGUGAUCGCACACACAAUGACUAUUCCACACAGCCCAUCAUGUCAGGGGGGAUUUUGUUAGGCUCUGGGCGGAUCCUGCUGAAAGCCAGGAGCCUGGGUGUCUCCUAGUGGUAGUACUCAGAGUCCACAUACACUUUGAUGUCAUCAUGCCUUCCUUGAUGCCGGAGAUGGGCAGUGGGGCCUCUCUGGCUACUGCCCUAGAGGUGGCAGACAGGUCCUUAUCACAGGAGGCUUGUAACACCUUGAUUGAGGAGGAUGGGCUCAAUGUAAUGGCUGGAACAGAAUAAUUUGCAUGGUACACUCUUAGAUAAAUGGUUCCAAAAGGGUUCUUCAGCAGCUUCAGGUUCUUCAGGUAGAACCCUUUUUGGUUUCAGGUAGAAACCUUUUGGUUCAAUGUAGAACCCUCUGUGGAAAGGGCUCUACCUGGAACCAAAAGGGUUUUACCCGAAGUUCUUCAAAGGCUCCUACUAUGGGGACAGCUGAAGAACCCUUUUAGGUUCUAGAUAGCACCUUUUUACUAAGAGUGUAUCAAACACAUCAAACACGUUGUUUCCAUGUGUUUGAUACCAUUCCAUUCACUCCAUUCCAGCCAUUAUUAUGAGUCGUCCUCCUCUCACCAGCCUCCUGUGGUGCUUAUGUCCUUCUCUCUCCACUUAUUCAAUAUUCUUUCCUCUCACCUGUGGAUGAAAUAAAAUCCAUGAAGUAUGAAGGAGAAAUAGAACGAUAAAUACAAGGGGAAAGUCACACAAGGUAUCCAUAUCAGUUUAGUUUCACCAUAAAGGUCAAACAAAGUCCAAUGUUGGUCUGUUUGCUCAAUAACUUUUUCUCACUUCCUCAUUCACUUUCGUUAAGACAUCCCCCAGGACACCCUUUUUUGUGUUUCUAUUCAUGUUUUUUUUCUGAGAAUGUUACCUUUACUCCCACUCCCUGUUUCACUUCUUCCACACACACACACACACACACACACACACACACACACACACACACACACACACACACACACACACACACACACACACACACACACACACACACACACACACACACACACACACACACACACACUAUUGUAUAACUAACCAUGUGGGACACACAAUUCAGUCUCAUUCAAAAUCCUAGUUUCCCUAACCCUAAAUCUAACCCUUACCCUUUUUAUUUUUUAUGUUUUAUAUUUGAUCUUUAUUUAACCAGGUAAGCUAGUUGAGAAUAAGUUCUCAUUUACAACUGCGACCUGGCCAAGAUAAAGCAAAGCAGUGCGACACAAACAACAGCACAGAGUUACACAUGGAAUAAACAAGCGUACAGUCACUAACACAAUAGACUAAAAUAAAGUCUUUAUACAGUGUGUGCAAAUGGCGUGAGGAGGUAAGGCAAUAAAUAGGCCAUAGUAGCGAAGUAAUUACAAUUUAGAAGAUUAACACUGGAGUGAUAGAUGAGCAGAUGAUGAUGGGAAAGUAGUGAUACUGGUGUGAAAAAGAGCAGAAAAAUAAAUAAAAACAAUAUGGGGAUGAGGUAAGUAGAUUGGGUGGGCCAUUUACAGAUGGACUACCCUAACUCUAACCUUAACCCCAAAACGAAAACUUAACCUUAACCAUAACCCUGAACCGAACCCAAGCCCCUAACCCUAAAACUAAACUUAGCUCCUAACCAUAACCGUAAACCUAAUUCUAACACUAACACUAAUUCUAACCUUAACCUUCCACACACACACACACACACACACACACACACACACACACACACACACACACACACACACACACACACACACACACACACACACACACACACACACACACACACACACACACACACACACACACACACACACCUUGAUAUGAGAAUGACGUCAUUCUCCCCUUCAUUCCAUUUUCUUUCCUCUCACCUGUGGAUGAAAUAUAGUCUAUGAAGUAUGAAUGAGAAAUAGAACAAUAACAAGGGGAAAGUCAGUGCACAAAGGGAAACAGUAUCCAUGUUAGUUAUAUUACACCAUAAAGAACAUACAAGCAAGGGAGAUCUACUGUUGUAUCACAAUGUGGUAUCAGUUCUGGCUCACAAAUAAGGACUAUGUCUGCUAUGAUGUCUGUGAAAACUUCAUUCAUACCUGCUUUGUAAAUCACUGAACCCUUUCCCAUGAAGGUCUUGUCUUCACAGAUGAUCUAACCAUGCAUGCCAUUGUUGUUAUUAUGUACAUAGUGCUAUUUCUAUUGUUUUUAUCACCCUUUCAAUUAUUUUAUUUUACUAGCUCUGCAUGUUGGAGGUUGAAGCCGAAGAUUUUCACUCUACCCUGCAAUCACACCUGCAACCCUGUUCAUGUGACUAUUAAACAAUCUGAUCUGAAUCUGAAGGAAAUAACUCUCUCCCUGACUCAACAAUCUUCAAUGAAAAUGCACUGAAUUCUAACCUGAGACUUACACAUUAUGGACAGUCUUAUAAUUGUCAUCUCUAUGGGACUGGGUUUCAAUUUCAUCAGUUGGUUUUGUUUCGCUAUUCAUUGGGAGCCUAAACACGUAUCCUCUUGAAAGUUCUAUGCUGCAUUAGAAUUGCAUUAGAUUAGAUUUCUUUACGAACACAUUCCUUUGUAUAAUUUGUCAUCUACUGGACACAAACUGUUAUUACACAAAGUAGACAGAAGUGUCUCUGAGAACUCUGGUUGAGUCAUCUUCCUUGACCAAGGAAUUGAGAGAGACAUUCAGCAGUGGGGAACCACGAGGGUUUUCUAUGCCUUCAAAAAAGCCUAAGGAUUUAAAAUUGUAUUGAUAUAUUUUAAACAAAAUUCUGUUUAAAUUUCUAUGUAAUAUUUACAAUAUUGCCAGUGACUAUUGAAGGUGAGCAUUUGCCCAAUGAAGACGGUUACGACGCAGUUUAAGACCCUGGUGAGGAUGCAGAUGAGAUGCUUUCUGACAGUUUGUGGAACCCACAGCUUCAUCAGCUAUUCGGGUGGCUGGUCUCAGACAAUCCCGUAAGUGAAGAAGCCGGAUGGGGAGGUCCUGGGGUGGUUACAUGUGGUCGGCGGUUGUGAGGCCGGUUGGAUGUCCUGCCAAAUUCUAGAAAACAGUGUUGGAGGCGGCUUCUGGUAAAGAAAUGAACAUUAAAUUCUCUGGUACCCGUUUGAUGUUUGGAUCAGAAUGUUCUUAGUUCUAGGAAAUAAAUAUCUCAGGUCUCGGAAGUUCCCGUAUAUGGUCAGCAUCAAUAUUUUAUUCGGUCCAACUGUGAGAGAGAGAAAACAAGCCCGACUUCCCCCCCAACUCUCUCUCUCUCGCUUCUUCUUUUCUGGCCCUUGUUUUCUGCCCCUUAGUCAACUGUGUGUCAGGUCAACCCAGUCUGUUAAGUUUUCACUUGUGUUGUAGCUGUUUGUGAGAAAUCAAUCUAGACAAAUACCAAUAUGUAUUUUGAACAAAGUUUAGUGAAGUAAAAUACCAGGGAAGUGCUCUUUGGAGCAGGGUGGUAGAACCAGGACUCAGGUGAUCACAGUCCUAUGCUACACUAGUGCUCACUGUGACUGUCUUCUUCCAACAAUUAUCUGAAGUAGAUGUCAAGCUCCUCACAAUGACACUCAAGAUAACCUUGCCAGGAAAACAAAGUGGGUCUACAUUCUCUCAGCUGAGACUCUUUCUUAGUUUCCUGAUGUAUUGCUGGGGUCUAGCUGAUCCAGCAUGUGGGUACUUCUUGAAAAACUGCACAAUCCGGGGUAAUCUCAGUGACAACUUUAACAUGAAAGUACUCUGUUAUAACAGGAAUCUUGAAGUCAUGCCUAUAAAUAUUCCUUGUAAAGUAAGUGUUUUAGAUGUGGCCAUGAAUAAUAUUUCCAAAAUCGGAAAGUUGGAUUUUAAAGGCCUAUCAAACCUCAAAAUUCUAAACAUGUCCAGAAACCAGAUCUCUCAAGUGGACAAUGACGCUCUUUUACCCCUAAAGGCGCUUCGAGAGCUGAAUCUGGCUCAUAACAGACUCACAACCCUGUCAGACCAUUUGUUUCAGGGCCUGGCCAGCCUCUCCCUGCUACAUCUGGACAACAACCUCAUCACAACCAUUGGGUCCUCAUCCUUUCAACUUCUCUCCAGUUUGAAGACAGUGAAUUUAACCAAGAACAGCCUUCAUAAUAUGAAGGAAGUUCAGCCCAUCGUACAAUUACCACACUUACAGGAGUUGUACAUUGGGAGCAACAAAUUCACCUCUUUCCAGUCACAGGAAAUAUCAAACACUUCUAUAGAGCUGAGGCUGUUGGAUUUAUCCCGGAAUCCAUUGGGAAUCUUCAGGAUCACGGCAGAUGUUCUUCCUUACCUUGAGGUGUUAGACAUCGCCUACUGUGGCCAACUUGGACACAUGGAAUGGGAUGUCUUGGACAGAUCUUUUCUGAGAAACGUCAAUUGUCUCAACCUGAGCGGGAUUGAGAUGUCUUUGGAGAGGAUGGGUAUGGUGCUGCAGACUGUCAACUCCUCAUUAGUCCAUCUGAGACUGUAUGACAUUAGUGAAGAGAGGGUCAAGGCUCUCAUUGAUUUUGCCUGCAAUAUACCCACACUUAGAUUGCUCCGACUGCAUCAUAACAACAUAAGUGCUUUGUCUGAGGAAGUUCUGCAGUCAUGUAAACAAGUGACCGAAGUGGACUUAGAAAAUAAUAAUAUUAUUCAGCUGUCGGAGGUAUCAUUCAGAUCAAUGGAGCAACUAAGUACUUUGAGACUGGGCCACAACAGGCUUUCUUCCGUACCAGAUGCCACUAGAAAUAUAUCCACACUAAUGCUCCUGGAUCUCAGCUUCAAUAUCAUCCAUAAACUGGGCUGCUCAGAUUUCUCCAAUCUUACAGGACUCACAGAACUCUUUCUUUUCCACAAUCAAAUCUCCAACCUUCCAGGAUGUGUAUUCCAGGAUUUGAAAGACUUAAGGAUCCUUAAACUGGGAUCAAACAAAAUCCUGACCUUGAAUGAUGACUUCAUGAGUGGUUUGCACAAACUAGAAUUUUUGUCGAUGUCAUACAAUAAGCUGAGCUCAAUCUCUAAAGGAGACUUUAAAGGCUUAGCAUCACUCAAGACUCUGCUUUUAUUUGACAAUCAGAUUGCUAGUCUUGAAGAUGGAGCCUUUGAGGGAUUGGUGAAUCUUACAGAACUUAGACUACAGUCAAAUAAGAUCACUCAAACAGACAUAAGAAAUACUGUGCUGACGGGACUUCCACAAAUAAGAACUCUUGAUAUAUCCUGUAAUUACAUCACAUAUGAAAAUGAUGAUAAAUUAGACCCUCCACCCUUCUCUCAUCUGACAUCUCUGGAGAACCUUUUGAUAUUUAGUCAGCGUCACAAGGGACUGUGUCAUCUACCAAUCAACUUUCUUGAAGGUCUGACAUCUUUAUUGUCAUUCCGGGCAGGGAGUCUUAAUAUUAAGGACCUGCACCCAGACACAUUCAUUCACACACCCCAGUUGUGGUUCCUUGAUAUCAGUAAGAAUGAGUUCACAGCCCUCACUCCAAAGCUGUUUCACCCAACCCCAAGUCUCAACAGACUUUAUCUGCCCAAAGCCCGACUUCAGUCCUUAGAUUUCCUCAUAGGAGCAAACCUCAGUAGAGUAACUUUCUUGCAGGUGAGAAAGAAUGACAUAACAGCAGUCAAUGAGACGGUGUUGCAAUCUCUCCCUGCCUUGACAUACCUGGACAUGCAAGAUAAUCCUUUCACCUGUGGCUGCAGCGAUGCUUGGUUUGUCCAGUGGAUGGAGAGCGACAACCAAACACAAGUUGUUGGUGCAGGAGAAUUUACCUGCAACUAUCCUGCCGAUCUAAAGGACACCAAGCUGUUGGAUGUUGAGCUUCAGUUCUGUACAGUGGACUUAGGACUUUACUACUACAUCUCUACCACUUGUCUGGUCCUCCUCACCCUGAUAGCAUCCUUUGCCUACCACUUCCUGAAAUGGCAGGUAAUUUACGGCUAUUACCUCUUCCUGGCUUUCCUCUAUGACACCAAGCAAAGGAAUAAGCUCACGCCUCAUGGCUGUCAGUACGAUGCCUUCAUUUCCUACAACGCCCACGAUGAGCCCUGGGUCCUGAGGGAGCUUCUGCCAGAGCUGGAGGGAGAGCAGGGCUGGAAGCUGUGUCUCCACCACCGGGACUUCCAGCCAGGCAAACCAAUCAUAGACAACAUUAUGGACGGCAUCUACGGAAGCCGCAAGACCAUCUGUGUCAUCAGCCACCGCUACCUGGAGAGUGAGUGGUGCUCCCGGGAGAUCCAGGUGGCCAGCUUCCGGCUCUUUGAUGAGCAGAAGGACGUCCUGAUUCUGGUGUUCCUGGAGGAGAUCCCUACCCACCAGCUGUCACCCUACCACCGGAUGAGGAAGCUAGUGAAGAGACGCACAUACCUGAGCUGGCCCAGAGUUGGGGAGCACACCGCGGUCUUCUGGCAGCAACUGCGGCUGGCUUUAGAGACCAAGGACGGCCCUGCUGAAGAAAAUCCCAUCCUCUCUGGGGUGCAGGCUCUGUGAUAGUGACAUGUUGAUUUGAAACAACCAUCACACUUUGAACCUUUUCUUUACAUCUGCAUGAGAAUAUCGUUAAGAAAUGCUUACACAUAUGUUAUGACGUUGGCCUGGGGCUUAGGUUUAUGACAGUCAUAAAUACCUCUUCCCCCCUUUUUCCUCUCUCUACCCUACUGAUGUUACAUUUGCAAAACCCUUGGUUAACAUAGAGAUUCUGGGGAAAUUAACUAUAUUCUGGUAAUCUGACCAACUGAACAUAUGCGGUGGUACUUAAUGAAUAUGAUGUCAGUUCGGUUGUCAUCUGAGACAUUCUCAUCAAUGAUAAGAUGACAAACUCUACAGUGGAAAGUCUACACAUCAGAGUUAUCGGAUUCACAUGGAAUUGUUGUUCAAUUUAAAUGUUUGAAUAUGAAAUUAUUUGUGAUAGGAUGAAAUAAAAUUUUAGCUUCUAAAAUGUGAGAUUUGGGUUUUCAUAAAAUAGGGCUCUGCUCAAUCAGUGGCCCGCCCCUGUGAAGGGACAUGGUCUAUAAAUAUUUUCAAACACGCCCUCCUCUCCCUUCCUAUAUAAAGCCUUGAUGACAAUGUAACCUCCUGUUCCCAGGACUUGAGGACGACGGUCCGAUGUCAGAAUGGUUCAGAUAAUAACUACAGAACGAAGCCAACAUCAGCAUGAGCUUUGGUUGCGAUUGGUAUGGACUUUGAACUCUUAUUCACUACAGAAGUGAUACCUCCUAGCCGUUGAGUUAGCAACAGCCGCUGCAAAUGAGGGUUAGGAAGGAACAGACAGACUAUCCCGUCUACCACACAACGACGUUAUACAACAUAUUCAAUUUACCAGCAGAGACAUUCUUCAAAGGACAAAGGACUCGGUUGGGCACACGGCCUUCCAUCUACCACCAACCUACCGAAACUAAGCUCAGAGUAAAUAUUUAUUGCAUUUUCCUUUUUCAAAUUGGCGGUAAUUUAGAAUGCAUAAGAUACUGUAUUUACGAUGGCACAGCUUCGCCCCUUUGUUCCUCAGUCUUCCCGCUCUUUCACUCAAACCCAGCCCUUUUCUUUGUGUAACAGGCUGUCAUAUCUGUUCCGCCUGCUAGGGAUGUUUUCCUUUAUGACGUAAUUUGUAAUCAAGUUAUGAUUUAAUUAUGUGUAUGUGUAAUUCUGUGUGAUUAGUUAGGUAUUUAGUAAUUAAAUAAUUAAACCCAAUUUUGCAUUGCUGAUUCAACUUGUUAGCCAGGGUUCGUACAGAUAACCAAGAAUUUACAACUUUCAGAUGAUGUAACGGUUUUCUUUAGUUGAAGGAGAGGUGGACCAAAACGCAGCGUGGUGGUUAUUCAUGGUACUUUAAUAAAGACCCUACACAUGAACAGACUAACAAAACAAUAAACGUGAAAACCUAAAACAGCCCUAUCUGGUGCAAACACAAAGACAGGAACAAUCACCCACCAACACACAGUGAAACCCAGGCUACCUCAGUAUGAUUCUCAAUCAGAGACAACUAAUGACACCUGCCUCUGAUUGAGAACCAUACUAGGCCGAAACAUAGAAAUACCCAAAUCAUAGAAAAACAAACAUAGACUGUCCGCCCCAACUCACGCCCUGACCAUACUAAAUAAUGACAAAACAAUGGAAAUAAAGGUCAGAACGUGACAGUACCCCCCCAAAGGUGCGGACUCCGGCCGCAAAACCUUAACCUAUAGGGGAGGGUCUGGGUGGGCGUAUGUCUGCGGUGGCGGCUCUGGCGCAGGACGCGGACCCCACUUCACCAAUGUCUUAGUCCGCCUUCUUGUCUGCUUCCGUGGCCUCCUAACCACGGUGACCCUACUAAAUGACCCCACUGGACAGAGGGGCACUGGCGCCUCUGGUCUGACUGGCGGCACUGGCGCCUCUGGGCUGACUGGCGGCACUGGCGCCUCUGGGCAGCACUGGCGGCACUGGGCAGCACUGGCGCCUCUGGGCUGACUGGCGGCACUGGCGCCUCUGGGCUGACUGGCGGCACUGGCGCCUCUGGGCUGACUGUCGGCACUGGCUCCCCUGGCUGACUGGCGGCACUGGCGGCCCCUGGCUGACUGGUGGCACUGGAGGCCAUUGGCUGACUGGCGGCCACUGGCUGACUGGCGGCACUGGCGGCCCCUGGCUGACUGGCGGCACUGGCGGCCCCUGGCUGACUGGCGGCACUGGCGGCCCCUGGCAGACUGGUGGCACUGGUGGCUCCUUGCAGACUGGCAGCACUGGCGGCGCUGGGCAGACUGGCGGCACUGGCGGCGCUGGGCAGACUGGCGGCACUGGCGGCUUUGGGCAGACUGGUGGCUCAGGCGGUGCUGGGCAGACGGGUGGCUCAGGCGGCGCUGGGCAGACGGGUAGCUCAGAUGGCGCUGGGCAGACGGGUAGCUCAGAUGGCUCUGGGCAGACUGGCGACUCUGAUGGCGCUGGGCAGACGUGAAGCUCCGGCAACGCUGGAGAGGAAGGCUCUGGCAGCACUGGACUGAGUAGCUCUGGCUCCUCUGGAAUGAGGGGCUCUAGUGCCUCUGGACUGAGGGGCGGGAGCUCUGGCAGCGCCGACCAGGUGGGAGACUCCGGCAGCGCUGGAGAGGAGGAAGGCUCCGGAAGCACUGGACAGGCGAGGCGCACUGUUGGCCUGAUGCGUGGUGCUGGCACUGGUGGUACUGUGCCGAGGACACGCACAGGAAGCCUGGUGCAGGGAGCUGCCACCGGAGGGCUGGUGUGUGGAGGUGGUGCCGGAUAGACCGGACCGUGCAGGCGCACUGGAGCUCUUGAGCACCGAGCCUGACCAACCUUACCCGGUUGAAUGCUCCCGGUCACCCUGCCAGUGCGGCGAGGUGGAAUAGCCCGCACUGGGCUAUGCAGGCGAACCGGGGACACCGUGCGCAAGGCUGGUACCAUGUAAGCCGGCCCAAGGAGACGCACUGGAGACCAGAUGCAUAGAGCCGGCUUCAUGGCACUUGGCUCAAUGCUCACUCUAGCCCGGCCGAUACGCGGAGCUGGUAUGUACCGCACGGGGCUAUGCACCCGCACUGGGGACACCGUGCGCUCCACCGCAUAACACGGUGCCUGCCCGGUCUGUCUCGCCCCCGGUAAGCACAGGAAGUUGGCACAGGUCUCCUACCUGGCUUCGCUACACUUCCUGCGUGCCACCCCCCAAUAAAUUUUUGGGGCUGACUCUCGGGCUUCCUACCGCGCCGCCGUGCUUGUCUCUCCAACUCCAUUCUCCUAUACCCCUCUUCGCACUGCUCUAGCGAAUCCCAGGCGGGCUCCGGCACUCUUCCUGGGUCGACUGCCCACCUGUCUAUUUCCUCCCAAGUAGUAUAGUCCAUACUCUUGCCGUCCAAAACGUCCUCCCAUGUCCAUUCCUCUUUUCGCUGCUCCUGCUGCCGCUGCCUGACACCACGCCGCUUGGUCCUGUUGUGGUGGGUGAUUCUGUAACGGUUUUCUUUUGUUGAAGGAGAGGUGGACCAAAACGCAGCGUGGUGGUUAUUCAUGGUACUUUAAUAAAGACUCUACACAUGAACAGACUAACAAAACAAUAAACGUGAAAACCUAAAACAGCCCUAUCUGGUGCAAACACAAAGACAGAAUCAAUCACCCACCAACACACAGUGAAACCCAGGCUACCUAAGUAUGAUUCUCAAUCAGAGACAACUAAUGACACCUGCCUCUGAUUGAGAACCAUACUAGGCCGAAACAUAGAAAUACCCAAAUCAUAGAAAAACAAACAUAGACUGCCCACCCCAACUCACGCCCUGACCAUACUAAAUAAUGACAAAACAAAGGAAAUAAAGGUCAGAACGUGACAGAUGAGACUGAAUUAAGGUAACGAUUAAUAUUGACUGCUAUUGAUGUAAAAUAUUACUAGGUCUUUAAGAGUUUAUUCGGAAUAUAACAGCUCUAUAAAUAUUAUUUUGUGGUGCCCGACUCUCUAGUUAAUUACUUUUACAUGAUUAGCUCAAUCAGGUAAUAGUAAUUCCGGAUAAAUAAUUUUAUAGAAUAGCAUGUCAUGUUACUUAAUCCGGCAUAGCCAAAGGCACGACAUUAUUGGAGCCCCCUGAUAGGAAUCUAAAAUAUAAUGAUGCUUUCAUUUUGAUUCAGCCUGUAUAGAAUAGAAAAGCAGAUUACAUAAUAUACAGUGCCUUGCGAAAGUAUUCGGCCCCCUUGAACUUUGCGACCUUUUGCCACAUUUAAGGCUUCAAACAUAAAGAUAUAAAACUGUAUUUUUUUGUGAAGAAUCAACAACAAGUGGGACACAAUCAUGAAGUGGAACGACAUUUAUUGGAUAUUUCAAACUUUUUUAACAAAUCAAAAACUGAAAAAUUGGGCGUGCAAAAUUAUUCAGCCCCUUUACUUUCAGUGCAGCAAACUCUCUCCAGAAGUUCAGUGAGGAUCUCUGAAUGAUCCAAUGUUGACCUAAAUGACUAAUGAUGAUAAAUACAAUCCACCUGUGUGUAAUCAAGUCUCCGUAUAAAUGCACCUGCACUGUGAUAGUCUCAGAGGUCCGUUAAAAGUGCAGAGAGCAUCAUGAAGAACAAGGAACACACCAGGCAGGUCUGAGAUACUGUUGUGAAGAAGUUUAAAGCUGGAUUUGGAUACAAAAAGAUUUCCCAAGCUUUAAACAUCCCAAGGAGCACUGUGCAAGCGAUAAUAUUGAAAUGGAAGGAGUA